This is a messenger RNA of Mesorhabditis belari, 3888 nucleotides long. Lineage: Eukaryota; Metazoa; Nematoda; Chromadorea; Rhabditida; Rhabditidae. The record is from the annotation of a GenBank genome assembly.
AUGCUAUUUUUAUUGUUAUUCGGUGGAUUCACAGCGGCAUUGGCAUAUUCAAACUCGAUGAGCGAUGGGUACUCGAAUGAUGGACAAAAGAAAACAAUUGUGAUGUCAGAACCGGCUCGAGACAAUCUUAUAUUAAGAUCAAUUCGAAAAAACGCAAUACAAUCACUUCCCAAUCUUCAGCACACUUUUAAUGUGCAUAAAAUGAGAGACUCUUCGCUGCAAAGUGAUAGCUUUGAUUUUUUGGGUGAACGAGAAUUGAGGAGAAGUCCCGUUGUUAAAAAGAAAGAAAAAGCUGAAGAAGUCAAUUUGAAAGAUCCGGAGAUCAUGAAAAUCAUGGAUGAAAUGAACGGGGCGAAAGUUAAUUCAGCAGAGGUGCUACAAAAAGAAGUAACAACUGUUCCAAGUAUUGUACCGCAUUUCAAAAAGAGCAUGUACGAUGUGGAGGUGCUUCCUCGCGAAUAUACGACCGCAUUGCCGCUAACGUUAAUACCUUUCAUUUCUCCGCAAGGCGAACCCCCGAAAUUCUCGAUUUCACUUGAUCCAUUCGAGCUUAUACAAAUUGGAAAAGUUCGCUCAAAACAAAAAGGUGAUCGUCUCAUCUCUUCAGUGACCGUUGAACUGAAACCCAAUGUGGAGGAGAGAAUUCAAAAGAUUACUAAUGGAUCCUAUGCAUUCGCUGUGAAGGGAGAACAGGGUGAUAGAGAAGAUGUGACGAUGAUUCGAGUAAAAUUUCAUCCGAUUGUGAAAAAUAUGACCACAACCACCCCAAUCCCCUCAAAUUCUUCAUCUCGUACAGCGAAAGAAGAGGAAACGUUUAAUAAAGGCGUCGUUGAGAUCUUGACACCAAUUUUGACUUUUGAAGCAAAAGGAGUAAUUGAUGAAAUCAUCUAUUUCGAUGACACGAUCCAAGUUGGCGAGAUUUUAAGCGAUUUCAACUUUACGGUUCUUCGAGAUGGAGAGGAUCAAACGGGCACAAUCUCUCUGAAAACAGAUGAAGAAGAGUUGUUGAUGCCUACUCCACGACACAUCACUCCUGGGAAAAUAGCUCAUUUGAUUGUCGCCGAUCGGGAAACGUUUUUUGAGCAGAAAAAUUUAGAGAUUACGGAAUCAAAACAAUCUGAUGAAACUUUGCCAAUCAUUGAAGAUAAAAUAGAGUCAAAAGAAAAAGCAACUAUAACCAAAAAUGAGACAAAUGGGGAAAAGGAGAGAAUUUUGAUUGUUGAUAAUGAAGUGACAGCAGUGGAGACACUCAUCGAUCAUUCGGUUCAACAGUCAUUGGUGAAAAAGCUCAACGAGAAUGAAGCGAUAGAUCGAAAACAAUGGAAUAUGAUGUCCGUUGAAGCGUCGAUCUCACAAUCAACCGAAUCGGAUCAACAGGAGAUUCCAUUGAUCAAGGUCUUCUCAUUUUCUGUACCCGAAUCAGCAAAGAGUGGGACGAUUGUCGGAGAGAUAAACGAUUUGGAUAAAUAUUUUAUGACCGAUGAUGAAAAAUUCUCCCUGCAAUCCUCGCAACUCGUUGUUUCGUGUGAAAACGAGGACGUUUGUUUAGACUAUGAAAAGGAGAAUGAGUACAAAUUAUUGCUGUUACCAAGAAAUGAAAUCUUGGAUGACAACGACUUCCUGAUUCCCAUUGAGGUGACUGUGAAAGUUGAAGACAUCAACGAGUUCCCUCCAAAGCUUCGGGCUUUCGAUUCAAUGAUACGAAUCGCUGACGGAGAGUUGAUCAUGCCGUUUGCUAUUGAGAUUGACGAUGAAGAUAGCGGAGAGGAGAACGUUCUCUCAAUCGAAGGCACAGCUGCCGAUUUCUUGACUCUAUCAAAAAUCGACAAGAAACUCUAUGAAAUUAAGACAAACAAAUACCCGCUGAAAGGAAGUUACACUAUGAAAGUGAUUCUCAAGGAUCGAACUGGGAAAUUCCCGGAAGCACAAUACGAUGUGAAAGUUCUUGUAGCGAAUACCAAAUCGCGAGCACAUUUCCGGCACCAGAAAUACGAGAAAUUAGUGAAAGCGGAGCUUCUCAAAAAGGAUAGCCGUUUGGCCGAGCCAGAACUCGAAGGGAUCCCCAUCGAUUCGAUUCGCUUUGUGAUUCUCAGUGGAAACCCAGGAUGGCUGAAAAUCGAUGACUAUCACGGGCAUAUACUCGUUUCAAAUAUUCCUGAGAAUGGAUUCCCUACAGCGAAACAUCUUUUGAGAAUUGGAGCCGUGAACAGAGAGAAUGAUCUCGUGAUGGCUGAAUGUGAUGUAGAGAUUGAGGUUUUAGAGGGAAAUUCCGGGAUCUCCCCGUUCGGCCAACCAAUUACCAUAAUCUCAAAGCAUAGAGAAAACGAAGAACCCCUUGCAAUCCCGUUAAUGCUUUCAAAUGGAGAAGAAGCCGAAGUGGAAAGUGUUGAUGGGAUUGACGAGAAUGGGAUGAGGAUUAAAUUCGAUGAGGCAGUGAUUCUUGAUAAACAUUUGGUCAUCCCGAGAUCGAUUUUCGGGUCGUUGAGAACCGUUCACGUUGAGCUUUCAAAUCGAAAUCACAAAGCCUCAACAACCAUUCAUCUCACAUCGACGCCUGAAUAUUUGGAGAAGAAAAGAAAAGAGGCAAAUCAGCCAGUUUUUAUUCAUCCAUGGACGAAAGAGAAACCGAUAAUUACUAGAGAAAUCCGCGAAGAGGAGCCGCUUGGAACCAUUGUGUUCGCUCUUCCGGCAAACAAUCCAAUGACAGGAAAAAUGGUCUCAAUCAAAAUGACGGGAAAAGAUGCGAGAAAGUUCACUUUGGAUCAAGAAACAGGAUCAAUCUUUGUUAACGCUCGUCUCGAUUUUGACUCACUCACUGCCGAUGAAAGAGAAAUGGAAAUCAUUCUUGAGGCCGGCGAAAAGGGAUACACUUCAACAGCAACAAUAAAUUUGAUCCUCAUUGAUCUUGAUGACAAUGCACCUCAAUUCGAGAUUGAGAAGCCACUAGGAAAGAUUUCUUUACCCGAGCAUUCCCCCUCAAAGACGCAAAUUAUGAGUGUAAAAGUGAACGAUAAAGAUGAGAUCUCUAAAGGAAAACAGAAAUACACGAUACUUGGUUAUGGAGUGGAGAAUUUUGAACUGAAAGAGAUCAACUCCUCUGCUGUACUCACUGUUGCCGCAAAUGCAAAUUUGGAUAGAGAAACUCUCAAAGAAUACAACUUGAUGUUACUUGUUGAGGAUCCUGCCGGAAAUCGGGACACUCUUUAUAUUGAAAUUGCUCUAACGGAUAAAAACGAUCAUCGACCAAUGUUUGACGAAAACUCUUAUGACAUUGAGGUGAUUGAACACUGGCCUCCGGGCACGUAUCUUAAUCAAAUUGUUGCCAAAGACUUCGAUGAGAAUCAAUCGAUCACUUAUACACUUCAAGGAAACGAAAGUGAACACUUUUCCAUUGACUUAAAGACGGGAAUUCUCAAAAUUGCUAAAUCUCUCGAUGGCUUGGGCAGAGAUCAACCAUAUGAAUUUACGAUAAUGGCUACGGAUAAUGGAAAACCUCCAUCAAAUAGCAGUGUUCCUUUGAGAAUCAAAGUCUCACUCCCAAAAUAUAUUUUGGAGCACGAGAAGAAUCAAAUCAACUUCAUCUUGCCUGAACACGAUUUUGUUCUGGAGAUUCCUGAAGGAACCGAGAAAGGGACGGUCAUCUACAAUGCUCGGGCUGUUGUGAAAACUGAUGGAAAUCAGACAUCGAAAAAUAUUCGAUAUUCGGCUACACCUUUGAAUGUGGAUGAUGAAGGAUAUUUUGAUAUCGAUGAGGAUUCGGGUGAUAUCCUUGUGACAGGCGGGAUCGAUUACGAGAGAAAACAAUGGGUUACGUGUUUUGUCUAUGAUUUGACGAAACUGACGUUCGCUACAAUCACUUCUCAACUUCUCUUGACCGUGGGCGAGAAA